Solanum tuberosum (potato) is the source of this 780-nucleotide messenger RNA. RefSeq lists its product as uncharacterized. The transcript has a single exon. NCBI's taxonomy places the organism in Eukaryota, Viridiplantae, Streptophyta, Magnoliopsida, Solanales, Solanaceae. The coding region runs from base 1 to 780 and encodes 259 amino acids. The record is from RefSeq and is a predicted model, not a curated record.
AUGGAUGUGUCACCAGGUCUGACCACCCCUCGCAAAGGUCUAGUCUGUAGACUUAACAAAUCAUUAUAUGGUCUAAAACAGGCCAGCAGACAAUGGUAUGAGAAAUUGACUGAAGCACUUCACACAAGAGGCUAUGUUCGUUCCCUCCAAUGCUACUCUUUGUUUUACAGAAAAAGAGGUGCAUCUUCUGUCUUCCUAAGUGUUUAUGUUGAUGACAUCCUACUCACAGGAAUAAACACUGCUGAAAUUGAUGAACUUAAAAGGUUCCUUGACAGUCAAUUUAAAAUCAAAGAUCUUGGUAGACUGCAUUAUUUUUUGGGCCUGGAAGUUUUGUACAAAGAUGAUGGGAUUAUGAUUUCUCAAAGGAAGUUUGUGUUAGACCUCCUCAAGAAAUUCAAAUGUGAUCACAUGACUCCUUUAUCAUCUCCUCUCGAUCCAAAUGUUAAGCUAAAAUCACAUGAAGGAAAGGCCCUAGAUGAUCCUACUUACUAUAGAAAAUUAGUUGACAAGCUGAACUUUCUUACAAAUACCAAACUUGAUCUUGCCUAUGGUGUGCAACUUCUUAGUGAAUACAUGCAGGAUCCUAUGGAGCCUUAUUUACAUGCUGCUUUUCACAUGCUAAGGUGUCUCAAGAAGGAUCCUACUCUAGGUGUUUUUAUGUCCUCAUCUGCCAAUUUUGGAGUACAAGCCUAUUGUGACUCUGAUUGGGCUGCCUACCCUGACUCAAGGAAGUCUGUUAGUGGUUGUAUUGUGUUGUUGGGAGAUGGUCCUAUUAGCUAG